AUGGGUGUGAACCGUGACCUCAAGAAGGCCACUGAAGCUUACUGGGGUGGCAAGAUCUCCCAGGCCGACCUCCUUGCUGAGGCCAAGAGGCUCCGUCUCGCCCACUGGAAGAUCCAGAAGGAUGCUGGUGUCGACGUUAUCCCCAGCAACGACUUUGCCCUCUACGAUCAGGUCCUGUCCCACAUCCAGGACUUUGGUGCCGUUCCUGAGAGGUACACCAAGAACAACCUCGAUGCUGUCGACCAGUACUUCGCCAUGGGCCGUGGCCACCAGAAGGGAGGCGUUGACGUCCCCGCCUUGGAGAUGGUCAAGUGGUUUGACUCCAACUACCACUACGUGAAGCCUACCCUCCAGGACAACCAGGAGUUCAAGCUCGUCGACGCCCCCAAGGCCGUCGUCGAGUUCAAGGAGGCCAAGGAGGCCGGCAUCCACACCCGCCCCGUCCUCGUUGGUCCCGUCACCUUCCUUCACCUCGGCAAGGCCGACCGUGAUCAGUCGGUUGACCCCAUCGACCUCCUCGAGAAGCUCCUCCCCGUCUACGAGCAGCUUCUUGCCCAGCUCAAGGAGGCCGGUGCCGACUCUGUCCAGAUUGACGAGCCCAUCCUCGUCUUCGACCUUCCCGCCAAGGCCAAGGCCGCUUUCAAGACUGCCUAUGACAGGCUCGCCGGCAGCGACAAGCUCCCCAAGCUCGUCCUCGCCACCUACUUCGGUGACAUUGUCCACAACCUUGACGUCGUUCCCAAGAACGUCAGCGCCCUUCACAUUGACCUCGUCCGCAACCCUGAGCAGCUCGACACCGUCGUUGGCUCGCUCGAGGCCAACACUAUCCUCUCUCUCGGUCUCGUGGACGGCCGCAACAUCUGGAAGACCAACCUGAAGCGCGCCAUUGAGACCGCCGAGGCCGCUAUCCAGAAGCUCGGCAAGGACCGCAAGAAGCUCGACGCCGAGAUUGCCGACUGGUUCUCUUUCGCCAGCGAGAAGGCUGUCGAGGUUGCCGUCAUUGCCAAGGCCGUCACCGAGGGCCCUGCCGCCGUUCGCGAGCAGCUCGAGGCCAACGCCAAGUCGAUGAACUCGCGUGCCACUUCUACCCGCACCAACGACCCCAAGGUCAAGGAGCGCCAGGCUGCCAUCACCGGCGAGGACUACAAGCGCAAGUCUGAGUUCUCCGUCCGUAUCGACCAGCAGCAGAAGAAGCUCAAGCUUCCCCUCUUCCCCACCACCACCAUCGGAUCCUUCCCCCAGACCAAGGAGAUCCGCCUCCAGCGCUCCAAGUUCACCAAGAAGGAGAUUGACGAGCAGCAGUACGACAAGUUCAUUGAGGAGGAGAUCAGGAACAACGUCAAGAUCCAGGAGGAGCUUGACCUCGACGUCUUCGUCCACGGCGAGCCCGAGCGUAACGACAUGGUCCAGUUCUUUGGCGAGAGGCUCAGCGGCUAUGCCUUCACCACCCACGCCUGGGUUCAGAGCUACGGCUCUCGCUGCGAGUCCAAGUUCGCCGUGGUCUUUCCCCGUGACGACGUCCACCAGUCCGUCCAGGCUGAGCAGCUUGGUCUCGCUCUCCGCGACGAGGUCGUUGACCUUGAGAAGGCUGGCGAGCGUGAUGCCUACCUUGACUGGGCCGUCAAGGCCUUCAAGCUCUCGACCUCGGGCGUUGAGGACUCUACUCAGAUCCACUCCCACUUCUGCUACUCCGAGUUCCAGGACUUCUUCCACGCCAUUGCCGCCCUUGACGCUGAUGUCCUCUCCAUCGAGAACAGCAAGUCGGAUGCCAAGCUUCUCCGCGUCUUUGUCGACUCUGCCUACCCCAGGCACAUCGGCCCUGGUGUCUACGACAUCCACUCUCCUCGUAUCCCCAGCGAGGAGGAGAUCAAGAGCCGCAUCGAGGAGAUGCUUCAGUUCCUCAAGCCCGAGCAGCUCUGGAUCGACCCCGACUGCGGUCUCAAGACCCGCCAGUGGGAGGAGACCAAGGCGGCCCUCGCCAACAUGGUCAACGCUGCCAAGGCCUUCCGCGCCAAGUACGCCCAGUAA
Molecule: messenger RNA, 2028 nt
Organism: Parascedosporium putredinis
Lineage: Eukaryota; Fungi; Ascomycota; Sordariomycetes; Microascales; Microascaceae
Source: the annotation of a GenBank genome assembly